AUGUCCGCGCGGCACCGCCGCUCGCUCUCGCAGCAGCUCGGCCGAUGUUGGGCCCUCAAUCGGCGGGCGCCGGCGCCGUUUGCGAUGCACCUCGCCUCGCUGCGGACGUGCCCGGCGGAGUGCUUACCGGCCGGCGGCGAGCACGAGCGGUGGCUGGUGGGGCGGCUCGACGGCGAAGUGAGCGACCACUUUGGGAGAGAAGGCAAGCUGCUGCUCGAGGCGCGCAUCGUCUAUCUCUCCCCGGACGCGGAGGAGGUGCUGGAGGCGCCGCUCGAGGCGGAGAAGACGUACGUGAUCGGCGACAGCAAGCGGCGCGAGAACCCUUCUCCGGCCGCAGCACAGCGCUACCGCGAGUACUUGCUCUGGACGGAGACGAGGCCGGUGCAGUUUGGCGACGAGCCGCCAAACGACACGUACGAGAUCUUCAUGAAGGAGCGCCGGCGCUCGAAGGAGAAGGCGCGGCUGCAAGGUGUGGCACGCAAGCGGCAGGCGGAGAGACAACUGCAGCGUCAAACGGUCGUGUCGGACGCCGCCCUAGCUUCGCCCGCUGCGCAACCCGCAGCAAAGCGGCCCCGCGGCCGCCCAGCCGACCCCAACACGGAGCAGCGACGUCGCGAUCGCCGGGAGCUGCAGCGCGAGAAGUCGCUCGCUCAGCAGCACCGUCGCGACGCUCGGGAUGCAGCGAGAGCGGGGCAGCAGGUACGGAGCACGCUGCAGUUCAUGGAGCUAAACCUCACACGUGCAAAGGCGGCGGGCUUCAAUCCGUGGGGGGCGCUUCCUGACGAUUCCACGCACGUGCAAGCAUAUGCAUUUUGGCGCAGCAAGGCUUUGGGAGCGCAGGUUGACGCGAACCGGAUGCGGCGCAUGCCCGAGGCAGACGCUCUUGCAGCUACAGCUUUCGCGCGGACAUUGACAGCCCGGGCUGCGAAAGCUGGAUGGGCGGCGGCGGCCGAGCGGGCCACCACGGCUGAUGCGAUCGGAGAGGCACGCGCGGCCUCAGCUGCGGCGGCAGCGCAUGCUCGGUAUGCAGACGCUGUGGCAGUCGCGGCAGCCGGCGCACAGAGUGUUGCCUCGAAGCAGCGCCGCCGGCGCGAGAGUGGUAGCCUCUCGGCGCUGCUGCAGCCGUCGCAGCCGUGGGUGUCCGCGGCGUUCGCGGCCGUCAGCGCACCGCUGCCCGAGUGUGGCUUGGACGCAGAUGGCGCCGCGCCGCCAGCGCUGCUGCCGCCGCCGCCGCCGCCGGGCCAGCCUGCGCUGACCGACGCGGUGGUGCCGCGCGUGUGGUCAACGGAGGGGCAAUGCGAGGGGAUGACGCGCCAGAGCGGCGGGACAGAGCGAUGCCGGGUGCAUCGCAAUAGCCCGUACGCAGUCGCGGCACCGCUGCGCCGCGGCGAGCGGUACUGCGGCCACCAUCACCCCGACAAGUUCACCGGGGUGCAGUGCGCAGGGCAGCGCAAGCACGGCAAGGGCCGAUGCCGAGUGUGGAGCGGUUGCUGCUAUGCCGAUGCCGCCCCGCUCCGUCGCGGCAGCCCCUACUGCCACCACCACCGCGUGCGCUGCGUGGGGCUGACGCAGUCCGGCGCGCGCUGCACCGUGACGAGCUCCUCCGAGAACGUGCACGCGCAGCCGCUGCGCGACGGCGAGCUGCACUGCGCACACCAUCAGCCCGCGGCGCCAUCGUCGCUUGCUCCAUCGGCGCCCUGUCCACGCGCCGCGGUCAGCGAUCGGGCCAUCGUGCUCGGUAGCGGCGAAGAUUUCGAGGGCCCGGACGGGCCGCUGCCGCCAUCCAUCGCGAUCGUUGAAAGCGAGGCCAGGCUAGAGCAGGGCAACUGCCUUACGCAGCUACUCCGACGCUUCCCUGCACUUCACUACACCUCGAUCAAGUACAGUGACCCCACACUCCCCCACUUGUGGGUGCUCCCGCUCGAGGGGCAAACGGCACAAACGGGCCGGCUCGCGGACUUCAUGAAAUUCACCGUGUUGGACGUGGUCAUCUGGACGGUUGAGCACGUGCUGUCUCCGUUUCAAGAGCCACCGAUCUUCGUCCAGAGGGCACGUUACGAGCAGCAGCGGGAGCGUGAGCAGCAGCAGCGGCGGGAGAAGGCGGCGGCAGAGGCGGCAGAGCGCGAUCGUCAGAGACGUGGGGCUGUGGCGAGGGCGGCGGAGGAGGCGGAGGCAUGUGAGGUGGAAGAGAGAGAGGUGGUAGCGGCACGGGAGUCGGCAGUGCGAGCGGCGGCGGCGGCGGAGGCGGAGCGGGCGGCGGAGGCCGCGGCCGCCGCCACUGCCGCGGCGGCCGAGAUGCGAAAGCAUGGCUCGGCGGUUGCGGAGGCGAGCGCGCUGCGCGCGCUGCAGGCGCUCACGAGCAGCACCUCGCUCGAGGAGCGGCGCGCGGCGGCGGCGGCGGCGUCGCACGCGGCGGUCCUGCCUGCCCUCGUGGGGGAGAUUGAAAAGGCGGAGCGAGCCGCGGCCGAGGCGACCGACCGGUUCGUCUCGACCGAGGAGCCGGUCAUGAAUACUCCGACCGAUGGCGCGGAGGAGCAGGCGGCGGCGGCGGCGGUUGCGGCAGAGGCCCCUCCCUCUUCUCGCCCGCCAAGGUCCGCCACGGCGGCCGCGGCGGCCGACGCGGGAGCACCGGCCCCCACGCACGGCGCGCCCCCGCCGCCCCACGCCCUCGUCUCGCUCGCAGACGCUAGCUUCGACACGGGCCGGCCGCCGGAGUCCACGAUGGGCGGCGAGACGACGUGCAUAAUUUGCUUCACCGACCCGAAGUCUCACAUAGCGACGCCGUGUGGCCAUGUGUGCGCUUGCGGCCGGUGCUCCGCAAAGAUGGAGCGGUGUCCUGUCUGUCGCGCGCCAGUCGAGAGGUGGUUCCAGGGUCGCACCCAGCUGGUCGAUCUGCUGCCGUGCCACGCUGCCAAAAUGAGCGCGCGCGACCCACCACCUCGCGUUCUUCUCGGCGUCAUGUCCAACCCUGUCAAGCCCGCAAUGCGCGCCCAGCAGCGCAAGUGGGCCGGCCACUUCCAGCACGCAGCCAACGUGGACGUGCGGUUUGUUCUGGGCACCACCUUUUUCAACAACACGCAGCGGCCUCCGCCCGAGUGGGACGAGCUCAAGGCGGAGGAGAAGGAGCACAAGGACAUCAUCUUUGUCGAGGGCCGCGAGAAGCUGCCGCACGUCGGCGUCGUCACGGAGAAGAGCGCGUCGUUCUGGCUCUCGCGCGGCGCCGAGUCGCCGGGGUACGAGUGGUACUGCAAGUGCGAUGACGACACGCUCGUCCACCUCUCGCGCCUCGGCGAGACCCUCGCCAACGUGACCCGAUCGCUCGGCCGCACAGCCCACGUCUACUUUGGCCACCUCAAGUGGCGCGGCUGGGAGGCGGGCCACCGCUUCCAGGCGUGCGGCGGCGGGUGGGGCGACUCGGCCAAGACGCUGAGCGAUAUCCUCGGCGGCGGAGGCAUGCCCGACGGAUCGCGCUAUCCCCCCUGCCCGCACGCCGCGGGUCCGGUCUGCAUGUCGCGGCCCCUCGCCGUGGCGAUGGCGGCCGACGCCGCCUUCCGAGACUUCUACGAGACCGCGCGCAAGCGGAACGACCGCGGAGUCGCGUGCAAGCGUCCGGAGCGGACGCGGGCGUGGGAUUCAACGUGUUUCGUGCGGCGCCGACGCAGCAGCGCCAGGCGCGCCCUCUUUGUGCACGGCAUCAAGACUCGCAAGUCGUACCAGGAGGCGGAGAGGAGGCAACUGGCGCGCCGCACGACUGCCGCUGCCAAGGUUGGCGCCGCCAUCCUGCGUCAAGAGUCAGGCGCGGGACGGUUCGUCGACCCGCGCUUCUGCGCCGUCCCGAUCGGGGACGCCUUCGCGUGCUGCGGCUGGCCGUGGCAGCUGCCGCAGCUGCGCUCGCUGGUCCUGCGCGGCGUUGCGGCGUGGGCGGAGGAGCGCGGCGGCGCGUCGAGCGAGGUGAUGACGCCCGAGGCGCUGCACAAGGUGAUCAAGCGGCUGUACCGCGACGAGUCCAAGGGGGUGCACAACCGCAAGGGCUGCGUCGCCGACUGCUUGCGCAUCGUCGUGCCGCGCGGGGUCGACUUCGAAAAGACUCUCGCCGAGAUGGAGCUGAGGGGGGACGUGCGGCUCCUCUGGUCCACCCCGGAUGGCAAGCGGCCGCCGGCGCGCGGGAUGAGCUGGGAAGGCGUCGGGCGGGCACAGGUGGCCAGUGUCGCGCCGUGAACGCGAGUCAGGCGGACGCACUUGUACCAGGACUUGUGCGGCGGCGCUUCUCGUGCUUCUCGCCCCCGACGGCGCCGCAAAGGCUGAAAAAAUCAAAUGCCCUCAUCACAUGCGUCUCGUCUGUGUGCUGUCAAGUUGGUCGUGUGUGUGUGUGUGUGUGUGUGUGUGUGUGUGUGUGUGUGUGUGUGUGUGUGUGCGUGUGUGUGUGUGUGUGUGUAGAUGUGACGUGUGACUUACACUGCAGAGGUUUUUGC
Emiliania huxleyi CCMP1516 is the source of this 4472-nucleotide messenger RNA. RefSeq lists its product as hypothetical. Gene Ontology annotation, cellular component: nucleus. The transcript has 12 exons. The coding region runs from base 1 to 4218 and encodes 1405 amino acids. Lineage: Eukaryota; Haptophyta; Isochrysidales; Noelaerhabdaceae. Gene Ontology annotation, biological process: tRNA N1-guanine methylation. The record is from RefSeq and is a predicted model, not a curated record. Gene Ontology annotation, molecular function: tRNA binding.